Messenger RNA from Podarcis lilfordi (Lilford's wall lizard), 10799 nucleotides. NCBI's taxonomy places the organism in Eukaryota, Metazoa, Chordata, Lepidosauria, Squamata, Lacertidae. The record is from the annotation of a GenBank genome assembly.
CCUUGAGAUGCUUUGAACUGCAACUCCCAUCAACCCCACCUGGUAAGAGGGGGAGGAUCAGUCUAGGUAAUUGGAGCACCUGCCAAGAGGCCUGGUUGCUUUAAAAGGCCCUACCCUCAAGAAUGUGUUAGAUUUGGAAACUCCCAGACUCUUUGCACCAGCUGCUGUGCUUAAGAAACCUAUUGUUUUGACACUUCUGCAAUUUAGCAUGCCUUAUAUUGACUGCUGUUUAUUUCCUGCACUUGCCUAGCAUGUUUUGCACAACGGCUCUCUAACUGUGCCCUUUUUAAUCAGACUGCUCUGGAAACAUUUUAUCUUAUCUGACUCAGGUAUGUUAGCAACUGAUAAGCAACAUUGUCAACCAAUAACAUCUCAAUGCCUAAUGCUGUGUCUGUUUUGUCGCAAAUUUUUAGCACAUUCUAGCAUAAGUGACAUUGGAAAGCGCUAUUUUAUUUGGAGCACUGUAUUCUGUUCUACAAUUCAUUGAUGCUAUCCAGAUUUGCAGGGCUGACCCAAAACUAUUCUUUGCUGCCCUAGGCAUAGCAAUGCCAGAGAAAUCUGAUGAAAACAGAAACAUGAGCAGAAACUGCCAAGGUUUUCUUAUUCAUCCCAAAUCCAGAACAGAAACCAACCUAUUGAAUACAAUCAGCACUUGGUGCUGUUGUUUCCAGUCUGCAAAUGAUACAUAAUUGAUUAUUCCCAAAAUUUGCAUUGUGUUUGCGUUAUAAUGAAUUGGGCAGAAUAAUGUAAUGACAAAGUAACUGACACAAAUAAUUAUGUAGGUGAUGUAUUUUUUCCACAGCAGAUAGUGAGACAAAUAAUAUGAGAUCCAGCGUCGAGGGCCUUCUGCAGGUUCCCUCCCUGCGAGAAGUGAGGUUACAGGGAACCAGGCAGAGGGCCUUCUCAGUAGUGGCACCCUCCUUGUGGAACGCCCUCCCAUCAGAUGUCAAGGAAAUAAACAACUAUCUGACUUUUAGAAGACAUCUGAAGGCAGCCCUGUUUAAGGAAGUUUUUAACGUUUGAUGUUUUUCGUGCUUUUAAUAUUCUGUUGGGAGCCGCCCAGAGUGGCUGGGGGAACCCAGCCAGAUGGGUGGGGUAUAAAUAAUAAAUAUUAUUUAAUAAUAAUAAUAUAAUCAUCAUCUUCAAGGGCAGCCUCAUGAAGAUCACACGGCAGUCAUCUAACCUGGAGGCUGCCAGAAUGUGGAUCAUUAUGGCCAGGCUACUCCUUCCCAGAAAUAGCCCCAGCUGAAGUUUGUGAACGCACACUAAUAUGACUGAGGCUGCCUGAUCCUCUAGUCACAAAGCUGGAUCUAAGAUUGCGAGCCCGUUCUUUUGCAGGAGGAAUGAAACUGGUGGCUCUACCUCCAUCCCUCUCACUUCUUCACCUUUCCGGCCCGGUGGCUAUCCCCAUCGCCAGAACCAUUUCCUCCCAUCACUUACUCAACUCUUGUGAAACUUGUCAGUUCACUUCCUCUUGGGGGUCCGUGGAAGUCAUUAAGAAAGAAAGCGAGGCAACAAACAAACAGACCCACAUUCACCACCUCCGCAAGUGGUGAUAUGCAAAUAUAGAAACGAGACGAGCUUCGGGGCACAGACGGCUGGAGAAGGCGGUGGCAGACAGAGAGAUUUCAAAGUCCGAAAGGGUAAGAGGGGAUGGCGGGUUCUUUGGAGAAGGGCUGUAGGUCAAUGGCAGAGGAGCUGCUUUGCAUGCACAAAGUCCCAUGUUCAAUCCGUUGGAAUUUCUAGGUAGGGAUAGGAGAGACUCCCCUGUCCCCAAAAACCCUGGAAAGAGGCUGCAAGUCAGUGGAGAGCCGACUGAGCUAGAUUGUCUGAUUUAGUAUAAGGCAGUGUUUCCUUUGGUGUCCCUGUAAUGGGACAACAAUCAGAGUGAAAAGCAGGAGGCAUCCUUAACAGGGCAUAACUUAAGACAGGCAGAAUCGCUGCAGUGGGAAUUUACAGGGACCUUUCUCAAUGGCAGGUGCGGUUCUGGAAGAUGUGAAGCCAUGACAAAAAAUGAAGGGUUCCUUUGACCAUGUCUGGCAUGCAUGUUAUUAUUGGUUGGUUGGUUGAUUAGACUGUUUAUUCCACCUUUUCUCCAAGUGCACAAAGGGUGUGUGCAAGAUAGUCUCCCAUCCUUAUCUCCACAACAACCCUGUGUGGUAGGACAGCCUGCUGAGACAAAGAGCUAUAGUCACCCAUGGCUAUGUAGGGAUCUGAAACACUUUACCACCACAACUCACUAGAAUAGUUCUCCUUAGUCCUUUUUCAGCCCCCCCCCUUACAUUGCUUAAAUAAAGUAGUGAUUUGGGUAAGGGGUUGUGGGGACGAGCAUGCUAGAUCCCCCCCCCCCAGUUGUUUUCAUCACCUGGAAAAUUAAUGAACCAUAAUUUUGACAAAUUCAUCUGCUGCUCAGUUAGUUGGACCAAAAUAUAUCUGACCAAAAUAUUUUACAUUUAAUUGCUGUGGGUUUUUUCACUAUUUUCAGUGGCUUAAUCUGUGGUUUAAUGAAUUGACUAAGUAUCUGAAGCUGUACCUGUUUCUAAUCUGUACUGUGGCUUCAGUCCUAGAUACCCUAACCCCAGCAAACACUGGGUUGCAUCCAUACAUUUAAAGCACAUGAUUUCACACACACACACCUUGAAUCCUGGGAACUGUAGUUUGUUAAGGGUGCUGGGAAUUGUAGCUCUGUGUGAAGCCAAAACUACAGUUCCCAGGAGUCCAUGUGUUUUACAUGGAUGGUGUGGAUGUGACCACUGACACAUGCCUCUGAGAUGGGGCGGUGGGGAAAUUCAUUUGUUUCCAUUUAAAACCAAACUUACAUAAUUUUCAUUUUCCGAAACAAUAUGCAGACUGAAACACAGUCAUCCUCCAAAAUUCACACCUCUUCAGAUUUAGCAAGGUCAUUAUCCAGCUACAUAAUGUGUGCGUCGGUGAAUGUGCUUGGAUAAAAUAUGCCUAUAUUCAUGAACCCAACACAUAUUGGGGGAAAUUGCUUUGCAAAAAUGUGAAUAUUAAGCAAGAUUGAAAAAUUCAGACAAGAAUGCUGAAAAUUUUUCAGGAGGACUUCGUUUGGGCAGGAUAAAAAUAUAUAUUGUAAACUGACAAGGAAAUGUGGAGAAGUGACCUUAAGACUGAAAAAAAAAAAUAUGAGAAACUGGAAGAAACAAAAAUUUACAUAUUCACUCAUCACCCCUCUAAGCCAUUAAGAGGUUUCGCCUAAUGUUCAACUGAUAUCUAUCCUCCUGAAACUUUAAGCACAUGACAAUCCAGCUCCAGCCUCUUGCACAACAGAGAACAACCUCUCCUUUGCACAGGUGGAAAGAUCUGUCAGAUUCUCUUCUCUCAGUUUCUCAGGGUUCCCCGUCCCCAACCCCCCCCCCCUCAAUUUUGCUAUUUCUUUUUACUAAGUCCUCGCGAAAAUUCUCCAGCAUUUUAGUGUGAAUUUUUCUCUAAUAAACAUAUUUGUAUGCAGUUUUGACUAAUGCACUCAUGUCUGCAAGCAAAUUUUCCUGAUGCACUUUUGUAUCUUGUUUUCAUUAAUAUAUUCAUUCUUCUCCAUACUUCCCCCCCAACGUGCUGUAUGCAUUAUUGUGAAUGUUCUUUGGUUGGAGAACAGCAUUUUGUAUAAGUGAGAAUUCUGAAGGUUGGCUGUGUUUUGCUUCUCAUGCUAUUUCAGAAAGUGCCAAUGUGAUAAAUUCAGAUUUAAAUGUGAACCAAAUUGAAUUUCCCUUUCAUCCCUAGACCCUCAGGGAUCUGGAGUACCGUCCUCUCCCCUCUUAGUCUUCCCCCCUCCAGGCUAAAUAAGCUCAGUUCUGUCACUCUUAACUCAGAGAACUUUGUUUCCAUACCACUGACAAUCUUUAUUGCCCUCCUUUGAAGCUAUUUCAAUUUGUCUACCUCUUCCUUAAUUCGCCAGAACUAGACACAGCAGCUCUCUGUCUUCACCCAUUUUUCUUGUUGUCUUCCUCUCAGGCCAGUCCUUGGAGUGUAUUUGGCAUGCUACUAAAGUCACAUCCCUGUACUCCUAAAUGGGUGAAAUCUCAUGAUCCCAUCCCUAGACUGUAUUUGUUUGUUUGUGUUUUUAUUAUAUUUCCCCUCCACCCUAAGGUCCCAGAGAGGGCUAACAACAAUUAAUACAACUUAUAGUCACAAAAAUAGGGUGGGUCCUGAAAUAUACACAUCUCAGCUGUCAAAAGCCAGGGUAAAAAGGAAGUCUACUAACUCUCAACCCUCCACUUUUAAUUGAAGUGGCUGCUUUUAAUUCAGAAGCUACUUUUCUUUUCUUUUUAAUAAUAUAAUAAUUUAAUACUAAUUUAUUAUUCAUACCCUGCCCAUCUGGCUGGGUUUCCCCAGCCACUCUAGGCAGCUCCCAACAGAACACGAUAAAACAGCAAACAUUAAAAGCUUCCCUAAACAGGGCUGCCUUCAAAUGUCCUCUAAACGUCAGAUCAUUGUUCAUUCUCUGGACAUCUGAUGGGAGGGUGUUCCACAGGGCAGGCACCACUACCAAGAAGGCCCUUUGCCUGUAGUAGUAGUAGUAGUAGUAGUAGUAGUAAUAAUAAUAAAAAUAAUAAUUACAUGGAACUGACCAUCAAUAUUAUUGCUAGUCUGACCUCACCUCACUUAAAGUCCAACAUAUUCAUGUGCAUUUUCACAUGAAGGAAUACACAUCAGAAGUACUCCCGUGUGUUAAAUAGGAGAUGGCAAAGGCCAUCUGUGUAUGCUUAGUGCACUCUUGUCAUGGGGGGGGGGCAAGGCUUAGCCUUUCUAAAAGGAGGUUCUAAGUGACAAUAACCUGAUUCAGUUUCAGCUUUGACAGGUAUCAUCUGGGGGUGAGGGAGGAUGCCCUGAAUUUUUGGUUCUUGCAUGGAGAAACCACAAAGCCCAAACAUUCUGGAGAAAGAAGAACGGAUGUGAUAAGAACCACAUGACGUGGCAUACCGUAACCCCAGGGAAUUUACUUGCCAUGAAUACUACAAUUUUCCUGCCAGCAAACAGCUAGAGAGCAGUCUUGACUCAUAGAGCAUUGGGACAGACAGACCUUAGAAACAGCAUCCAACCCGCGUUUGAGUUCUGCUACAGGUGUUUGGUGUACACUACCCUUCUCCUGGGUGGGCAACCUCAGGCAUUGGGCCCAAAUACACCCCUCUAGGCCACACAUCCUUCCCAGACACACACCACACCAAUCUUGCUUCAAACCCUCAUUGAGCACUUUGAUCUGGCUGGAAUGUGGCCUUGGGCUCUGAUAAUGCCUUGUGUUUGUCUGAAUGUGUUUGUCUCAUGCUAUGUCUCAUGGAGCCCUUAUCCAGGGAUGCAGGUGGCACUGUGAUCUAAACCACUGACCCUCUUGGGCUUGUCGAUCAGAAGCUCGGCAGAUCGAAUCCCCGCAAACGGGGUGAGUUCCCGUUGUUCUGUUCCAGCUUCUGCCAACCUAGCCCUUCGAAAGUACGCCAGUGCUAGUAGAUAAAUAGGUACUGCUGAGGCAGGGAGGUAAACGGUGUUUAUGUGUGCUCUGGUUUCUGUCAUGGUGUCCCGUUGUGCCAGAAGCAGUUUAGUCAUGCUGGCCACAUGACCUGGAAAGCUUUCUGUAGACAAACGCCUGCUCCCUUGGCCUGAAAGCGAGAUGAGCACCUCAACCCCAUAGUCACCUUUGACUGAAAUUAACUGUCCAGGAGUCCUUUACCUUAUCAAGGUAAACCCAACAUAUUUGUUGGAACAUUGGUACUAUGAGCAAACAAACCAUUAUGGUGCAAAUCAAAUAUGAUACAAAUGUGAUACAUAGAUAUACAAUCUAUAUCUAUUGUAUUUAUCUGUCUGUACACAUAGAGAGAGACACACCUACUGAGGUUCUAGCACUGAUCAGAAUGGGUGUUUGCACUUAAUCUUUUAUCUAUGGGUUAUCUAUACCCAACAAGAUCCCCCCGCAGCUGCUUUUAACUUCUGAGAGGAAAAGGCACCACUGAUGCAAUGUUUUUGCUCCAUUGUUGCAGGGCAAACACAGAAAGGGAAAUGGGAAACGAUGGAGCUCCUCUCCAAGAAGAGUCUUGGUAGAGGGGCAUGCAUAAACACACCCCUAUGCACUCCUGUGCAUACACACACACACACUUCCCCCUUUCUCCCAUCGCAAAACAGUUGCCUCACCAUUUAUGUAAGAACUGCAAGGAAGUUGCUUCAUGGGCUUUAAAGAAACUAGAAGUCUUUGUUCUUUUAGUCGAAGGGAGCAUCGGACGUCACUGUCGAUUCAGGUGGCACAUCCUCUAUGAAAGUCCAUUGCUGCAGGAUGGGGGCAGCAAUCACGAAAUAUUUUGCUCCGCUAGAUUUGAAGCCUGCCCCCUUGAAGCAAAGCUCAAUGGCUUAAGAGUUUUGUGCUCCAAGUAUAGCAGAAAGAGCAGAUCAACGGGCAAUUCUAUUACUUAUUUAUUUCUACGCAUUGCAUUUCUGUCCCACCUUUUCUUCAAGGAGCUCAAGGUAAUAUCCAUGGUUCUUCCCUCCCCACCAUUUAAUACUCAAAAUGACCUUGCGAAUUAGGUUAGGCUGAGGGGUGGUGACCAACCUGAGGUCACACCCAGUGAGCUUCAUGCCUGAGGAACAGCUCCAGCCCACCCAUUAGGCAAGGUGAAGCAACCGCCUCAGGUGGCAGCAGAUCCCAGUGUAGAUCUUUGUUCCCUGCUUGAUCCCAUUGUACAACUUCAUUCACACCUUCAUCCCUGGCAGGGAGGGAAUUUGCAUUUUGUGGUCCGCCUUAGGUGCCAAAAUAUCUUCGGCUGUCCCUGCUGAGCAGGGAUUUGAACACCUCGUCUCCCAGGUCCUAAUCCGACGCUCUAGCGACACCCCACUGGACAGCAUCAAGCCUCCAUCCCACAAGUCCUUGGCCUCCUGGGCUUGGCUGGCUGGCAGCAGGUGAAGUAGAAGUGCCCCCUUGGCUACUCUGAUUAGCCUGCUAACACCCAGAGAAUAAGGAGACAACUCUCCCUUCCCUGUGAACUCUGUAUGAACUUGUGAUGGAGAAGUCAGUAUCAAAGAGUGAAACAGCUUAAGGAGAGGCAGCAAGCAACAGCAGCAUCUGCAAGAGAGCUAGCGGAAUGCCCCCCUGACCAGUCCCAUGCUAGAAGAAAUAAUAAUAAUAAUAAUAAUAAUAAUAAUAAUUUAUUUAUACCCAGCCACUCUGGGUGGCUUCCAACAGAAUUUUAAAAUACAAUAGUCUAUUAAACAUUAAAAGCUUCCCUAAACAGGGCUACAAAACCUCAAGGAAGCUCCUGUUUAAAUAUCCUAGCUCUGAAGUAUGGAGAGCUCCUGGUCAGUGUGCACACCACCAGGUUGGGUGAACCCAGUGGUCUGGCUCUAUCGAGGGGGAUAACUUCUCAGGUUCCAGCCCAAACGCCACCAGUUCGGCCCAUCAGCAAGCUGAAAGUUCAUAUUAAAAGCAAUGCUCUGCAAGUAGAGAGCAACAACCAAAUCAGAUAGGGCUUCAGGCAAGCCUUUUAGCUUAUCAGCAAUUAGCACCUGGUGUCAAGAGCAAGUUCGGGAGCAGUGGGGGGAAUCAGGCAUGGGUGUGGUCAUGCUCUGCAACCCUGUAGAAAUGUUUUCUGCCUCGAGUGUUGUUUUGCUCAGUCUUUUUGGAGAGCAAACCAAACUGAGCCACUAUCGCUACAGCAAGAAAGACUCGAACCUUUCCACUCAUUGUGCAUCCUUAACCAGCUUUGGGAACCAAGGAAAACAGACUUUUGUCUGGUAACACUAGCAUGUGCAUGGUUACAUUUAGCAGCCGCUUUGCACGAAAGGGAAAAUAGUCUCAAAGCUGCUAGAUGAGAAAAAUGCUAAUCAAGCUCUGGUCCAAGUUUGACUCGAGAAUAAAAUGUGUGCCCGCAGUCAUAAAAUUCUGAUGAUGUUUCUCUCCCUUCUUCUUCCCUACACAGUUCCUCCACUGCUGUCUGCCACCCAAGAGGACCAUGAGCACUUCCAACAUCACCCAGAAUGCAACAUCAGCGCUAUCGCCCUUGCCAGGCGCGGCGGUUGGCCUAACUGUGCUCUCUCUCGCCUUCAUUCUGGGCUUCCCUGGCAAUGCUUUUGUGGUUUGGAGCGCAGGCUGUGUUGUCCGCAAGCGUACGGUCACAUGCCUCCUCAUCCUUCACCUGGCCAUAGCUGACUUGGCAGUGCUGCUCACAGCACCCGUAUUCCUGCGGUUUCUAAGUGCUGGGAACUGGGAACUCGGCGAGGCGGUCUGCAAAGCCUGCCAUUACAUCUGUGGGGUCAGCAUGUACGGCAGCGUGUUUCUCAUCGCCCUCAUGAGCUUGGACCGCUGCUUAGCUAUCUCCAAGCCCUUCAUCUCACAGAAGAUACGCACCAAACGUACCACAUGGCUUCUGGUUUUGGCAAUUUGGGUGGCUGCUGUUUUCUUGGCCAUCCCUGUACUUUUCUACAGAAAGGUGAUUUUUUGGGAAAAUAGGUAUAUUUGUUUAAUCCUUCAUCCCACAACCAAUCAUUUGAUCUUCCACAAUCUCUUCGAAACCAUCACUGGGUUUGUGGUGCCUUUUGUUGCCGUGCUCUACAGCUACGGAACCAUCGGCCUACGGCUGAAGGAGACCCGUUUCCGUCGAAAACGCCGUACAAACCACCUCAUUGGACUUAUCGUGCUGGCCUUUGCUAUUUUCUGGCUCCCUUAUCACACGGUGAACCUUCUGGAUGUGGCUGCUGUGUGGAGCGGCUCUGAAAAUGUCAAAAAAGACGCUAAGAUGGCUAGGCCGACCUUGGUGGCUCUUGCCUUCUUCAGCAGUAGCGUCAACCCCAUCCUUUACGCCUUCAGCGGCAGCUCUUUCAUUCGGUCAGCCGGCUUCGGAUUCAUGGCCAAACUCUUUGAAGGAACUGCCUCAGAAGUGUCCAGCUACAGGCGUGGUACCAGCCGGGACCAUCAGUACCAGGCAGACGCCAAGUUGGCCAACUUAAAUAAUGUGAGUCCCGAGUCUAUGACCAUGUCUACUAACCCAGUGGAGAAUGGAUCAUCUCGAGAACAUGAAGAUACUUUUAAACCUCUCAAGUCACCUUGAAAGCCUACUGUUUUGUGGAGUGGCGUGGAUUCUGUGCAUGCACCAAUGGAUUGUCUGACCCAUCGUGGUUUCAUAUUGCGUGCUAGAAAUGGCCUCUCUUUCCAUCCCUCCCCCUCCCAGUUGCCCUUUAUCUGAGAUACGCAGGUCCCACACAUCUGUAAUCUGCUGUGUGGCAUGAAGAUUUCAUUUGGACGCACACAGCUGUCGUAUUGAGAUUUCCCUCAAAGCGCUCGCUCUCAGGCCUAGCAACCAGCUUCCUCAAAAUAUUGCGCGCCCAGCACCUGAAAACUGUGACGCCCUAACUGAAAAUGCAUUACAGAAACUACAUAGAGCUUUUUGAUUAUUCAGUACAAACAUUUAGGCACCAUAAAUGGACACUGUUUGGUUAAAAAGCAAGGUCUACAGGUAGCCAAAGAGAGGGCAUUGAACAUAUGGAGUGUCUCACAUACCACAUUAGCCCACCUAAGCAUCUAGGGGUUGUAGCUGUACUCUAAGUUAGAGUAGACCGACUGAAACAAAGGUGCCUUAAUUAACCAUGCUCAUUUAUUUCAACGAGUCUACUCUGAAUAUGACUCAAAUUGGUCACAAACCCGAAUUGCUGUAUUGGUACUUCCUCUCUCUUUGUGCAUGCUGAAACCUGGCCUCCAAUCUUUUAAAAGUUUUUCUUACCUCACUAAAUAUGCCCCAGUUUUUCUAUCUCAUCCUCAGGGUGCUUUAGAAUUUAUGAUUUCAGUGGGUAUAUGGAGGGUCAAGCUUACCUUAGCAGUGAAAGGUGAAAGAUGUAUUUGUGGGUAGUAUUAACUAAGCUUUACUAAGAGCAGACCCAUUAAAAUUAAUGGACCUAAAUUAGUCGUAUUCAUUAAUUCCAGUGAGUCUACGCUGAAUAAAAAUUAGGUUUGUUUGAUUUACUUCAAUAAAAGCUUUUUUAAAAUCAUCAUCAUCAAUUCAAUAGGCAUAAUAGAGGUACAAAAAAAUCAGUGCAGUACAUCCAAUGGAGACUUAUUAUUUCAAACUUGCCAUAUUUCCAAAAGUGAAAAUUCGGACACAAAAGUUGUUUCCCCGUACAUUUCAGCUGCUUUGCGAAAAUUUCACCCAGGCGCCAUUUUUGAAAGACAAAUCCCAGCUAUGUCUGGGAAAUAUCGGGUGUAUAGCAGCCCCAGAAAAUACUCAAGACCAUUAGGAAAACCAGUUUUCCCAUUGUACCACGGAGAGGGAGUCCUAUGUGACUGUAUUUAUUGUAUAUAAGGCAAAAUCAGGGGACUAGAAGGGAGUUUGCACUGUCCCGACUGUCUCACUUCCUCCCCGUUUUCCUUCCUCAUAAGCAACAGUGAUGCACCUGCCCAGAAUUAUGCAUAGUUCCACCUGGUGAGCCAUGCAUAGUUCCACCUGGUGAGGAUAUCACAAGGCUUUCGGGAAUGGCUGGCAUCUGGGGAGGUUAUAGAUUGCAGAUCACCAGAGAGUGGAUUUCUAGAAUGAAAGCAGGGACACUCACAAGCAGUCCUCAGUUCCUUUGAAGUAGGGAUGGAUGGAACCAUUAAUUUCGGGUCUGUUUUCAGUUUUACAUGUGCUAAUUCAUAAAUCCUUUCUAUGCUGCAUCUGCAUCAAUCGGCAUUAAAAAAAGCAACCAGUCUGUAUGGAAAUCUGCAUUUGAAUACACACUUAAAUAUGAUUGUAUCAAAAAAUACAUAUUUAAAUACAUAUUUUAUCUCAAUGUACACACUGUUGAACACAUUUUAUAAUAAAAUAUGUAUUUUG